AUGCCACAGGGUCACUUCUGCCGUUCGGGUGCAGCCCAGCCCGUGCCCUGCCCUGCUGGGGAAUACCAGCCGACAAGGGGCUCUGCGUCCUGCAUUCCGUGUCGAAGAGGAUUUUACUGCCAGGAAGCAGUGGCAGGAGACCCCAAGCGCUGCCCACCUCAUGCCUACUGUCCUGCAGGCACCCAGAUUCCUCACCCUUGUCCAGAAGGCACCUUCACUCCUUCAAAUAUGACUGGUCUGUGGAGUGAGAGGGACUGCUUGACUUGCUUACCUGGCCACUACUGCAGGCGCGGGCGGCUGGAGGGAACGUGUGCUGCCGGCUACUUCUGCCUCGCUGGGAGCUCUCAGGCUACUCCACAGGGCCACGUGUUUUCCUGGCGCUUCYUGUCCGAGUGCCGCUGGGGGAAGCUCUGUGCUGGGCUCUGUCCUGCAGGUUUCUACUGCCAAGAAGGUUCUGAGUUGCCUAUACCAUGUCCUGCCAAUACCCUUAGAAGCAUCCCGGGGGCAAAGCAGAGAGAGGACUGUCUGUCCUGUCCACCAGGCCRCUGGUGCAAAGCAGGGGAGUCAGAGGCCUAUCCGUGUCCCUCAGGACACUUUUGCUCUGGAGGCAAUGGUACUGACGACAGCCUGGCGCCGCAGAAGUGCCCUCCRCACACUUACCGCCAGGAGCCGGGAGCUCGGAGCGUGGCAGAUUGCCAGGCGUGCCCUCCAGGCUAUCACUGCCCUUUUUCAGGCCUGACCAAUUUUGAAGAUCAUCCCUGCCCCUUGGGAUACUGGUGCCCUGGUAAAGGGGAUGCUUUCCUUUGCCCACCUGGCACCUCCAGGAUCCAGCCUGGGGCAGCAUCGUUGGAAGACUGUGAUCCCUGCUCGCCUGGAUAUUAUUGCCCAGAUCCAGCACAGACAGGACUGCCAAACACCCAAGGAAUACCUUGUAAACCUGGCUAUGAAUGCCCACCAGGUUCAGUGAGUCCAAUCCCAUGCAGGCCUGGCUCAUACUGUGCAGUUGGCACAGCCAUGCCUUCGACAUGCCCUGGUGGGUACUACUGUCCAGAAGGAUCGUCAGCUUACAAUGGCCCUGAGCAGCUGUGCGUGUUUCCGUACUACUGUCCCCCAGGCAGUGCCCAUCCACUGGUGUGUGAGGGAGGAUACAUGGCACUCAGUUUGCCUGGUCCAAGGGAUUCUUUUGAGAAGUUCUGCAGGAUCUGUGACGCAGGCACCUAUCGCAACGACUCCCUCAUUGCAGCCCCGUGUCAGCCCUGCCCAGCAGGCUUCAUCUGUCCACAGGGCAGUGAGAGCUUCCAGCGGCAGCCUUGUCCUCGAGGCUACUACUGCCCUGCCCUUGUGCCUGCCCCUCUGGCCUGUCCCCCUGGCACCCACGGGAGCAGCAGCUUUGCGAAGCGUGUCGAGGAGUGCCAGGCCUGUCCUGCGGGCUCCUUCAAUCACCUUCCUGCCCAGCCGGCCUGUUUCCCCUGUGGCAGCUCUUCUUCCUCUCCACCCGGUGCUGCCAGCUGUACCUGUCACGGGCUGAACCGGGCAUUCCAGCAGUCAGAUGCCUCUUGUAUCUGCCGAGCAGGUUAUGUUUACUAUGAUGAGAGGGGCAAGAAAAACCCUGACAGCAACAGUGAUCAGGACUGCCAGCUUCAGGUGGAUGAGCUGUGUGCUCCUGGAGAGGUCCGCCUCGCAUCUACACGUCAGUGUGUUUCUCCCGAGCGAUACGACUGCUCUGCUUCUUGUGGACCUGCAGGUGGAGAGAUUAAUGCGGAGCUCGGCAUAUGUCACUGCAAGCAGUAUGUGUCUGCAGAGGAGCUCUGCGACCAAGCGUGUUUGCUGAGAGCUCCACAGAUCUCCUUGAGAUUUGGCAUCAACAGAGAGCUGCUUCUGAAGAUGGGUGAAGGAGAAGAGAGGGAAUUGACAAACAUUUUGGGUCCAGAUGAACAUGUGCAAAAGAGUCAGCGAGUGCAUUUGGUUCUGUUUAGUCCCAGUGGAGUGCUAGGUUUCAUUGUGCCCAGCACGGAUGUUCUGGAUGCCUUUCUCACAGGAGAUUUUUCAUCGGACACGUUCCUGAAGGAAGGCCGUGGAAGCCRGGUGGCCUCCUCCAAAGAUAUUCAUGCCUUGCCCCUUGUCCCCAACCCUAUCGUGUGUCUGGAAACGGGAGACGCCAUCCUUUUCCAGCUGAGCAUCAACCCCCRCGAUCGUGCAGCCAGCCACUACCCUGUUUAUCAGAAGCUGCAUCUUUAUAACAGCAAUCCUGGCUGGGACUUUGGGCCCUUCCGACGGCUGGACCACCUCAUCCAAGAGACUCGCCUCAACAUCUCCUGGUUUGCCCAUGUUUUCCUGGAUUCUGGAACAUAUGUUUUCCGGGACAGGACCAUUCAGGAAUACUUCCUGAUUGUGACUGUGAAUGAGGCAAACGUGGGCUGUGACCCCAGAGGUGUGUCCUUCCAGCCCUCUUCUCCUUUCCAGCUGGCCAGGCAUGGGAUUCUGAAGCAUCAGGAACUGAAUGUAGCCCCUAACUGGGCUGCUAUCACAGCUGUACUUUUUGUUCUGGCUUUCUUAAUUGUGGUGUUGACAACCCUGGCUAUCGUGCUGCAUCCCGCUGCCCCCUCUGUUAGCCCCCUGAAGAGCUGGAAGCCACGAUGGAGGAGCCUGGGUGAGCCACACGUCCCGCCAGAGUACAUCUUCCUUAAAGACAGCCUUCAGUUCUAUCAGACACUUGGUCCGUAUUUUGCUGGAGAAGAGGCUGACUUUGGAGAGAAAAGAGCUGCACAGAAUGCAGCAGAGCAUUCUACUCUGCGAGAUCUGGAGGAUUUCAGCGUUCGCACUGUGUAUGAUAAGCUAGAAGACCAGAAUUUGCACCUCGCAUCUCAACUGGCAAAGCAGAGGAUGGAUGUGUUGGUGUUUUACAAAGGAGUCAGGCAGCAGAUUCAAAGUCUCAUGGACAUGUUGAAAGUGCUGGACUCUGAAAGUCUGAAAAACUUCACCAGGCAAAGAGCUUGUGGAUGCAGAGCUUCAGGCAGCCAGAGCACUGAAAAAUGUGAUGAGAUCUCUAGCAAGAACUUUGAAACAGUAAUGCACACAGGUGCUCCGUGGCAAGAGGCAACAGAGUUGAUGAAAGCGUUGACAAUCCUGCUUGGGAGAGUUCAGCAUAAGAACGCACCUGUGAAACAAGAGGUGGGACAGCAGGUCCCAGGACAGGAUGUGGCGGCAGAGUUGAUGCAGACCAGUGAAGGUGAAGGAGAAGUGGCGGAUGGGCAGCUGGAGGCUGCAGAAUUGGAGGAGAUGUUGGAUAAGCUAAAUGAGGAGUUUUUGGAACUGACAGUACAGAUCCUGAGAAGCCAGGAAGAGGGGGAAUUGUUGGAGCAGGAGCUAAGAAUGCACAAGGAGUCAACUGCCACACCAAGCAUCGACCGUGUGUGCAGAGCUCAGAGCUUUCCAGAGCUGCUGGAUUCUUGGGCCACAAAGAGGGAUGAAGCCCGGCUGCUUGAAAUACAGCGGAGCUGCAUUGCUCAAAGGAUUGAAGAGACAGAAGCAGAACUGCUUUGUCUUGAUACCUCUCAGUCUUGAUUGAUUGCUGUCUCUGUAAUACCCGCGGGGAGCAGUGGUAGCAGACAGGUGGUAAAGCUAACUCUGCGUGCUGUGUKGUUCCAAGUUACACUUGUAAAAGGCAGAGUGGAAAGCAAGAAUAAAGAAAAUUUAUCAAAAUUGUUCCUUGUAACAGUUUCCCAGAGAAAGGAAAUGUUUGU
This is a messenger RNA of Nothoprocta perdicaria, 3743 nucleotides long. RefSeq lists its product as uncharacterized. NCBI's taxonomy places the organism in Eukaryota, Metazoa, Chordata, Aves, Tinamiformes, Tinamidae. The transcript has 24 exons. The coding region runs from base 1 to 3564 and encodes 1187 amino acids. The record is from RefSeq and is a predicted model, not a curated record.